Molecule: messenger RNA, 1119 nt
Organism: Aspergillus bombycis
Lineage: Eukaryota; Fungi; Ascomycota; Eurotiomycetes; Eurotiales; Aspergillaceae
Product: tellurite-resistance/dicarboxylate transporter family protein
Exons: 2
Coding region: 1-1119 (372 amino acids)
Biological process (GO): malate transmembrane transport
Cellular component (GO): membrane
Molecular function (GO): malate transmembrane transporter activity
Source: RefSeq, a predicted model, not a curated record
AUGUUCAACAACAACGACGCACACCGCAUACCACCGGGUUCAUCCCAUUCAGAUAUUGAAAUGCUAGCACCCCAGAAGCUCGAGGAUGAGAAGCAGCUCGGUCCGGUGGGUAUCCGGGAGAGACUUCGUCAUUUCACUUGGGCCUGGUACACCUUAACGAUGAGUGGAGGAGGGCUGGCCGUCCUUAUCAUCAACCAGCCCUUUGGCUUCCGCGGAUUGAGGGAGAUCGGCAUCGCGGUCUACAUCCUCAAUCUGAUCUUCUUCGCCCUUGUCUGCUCUACCAUGGCUACAAGGUUCAUCAUGCACGGCAACCUUCUUGAGUCCCUCCGUCAUGAUCGCGAGGGUCUCUUCUUCCCGACCUUCUGGCUCUCCGUUGCAACCAUCAUCUGCGGCCUGUCUCGCUACUUCGGUGAAGAAUCCAGUGAAUCCUUCCAACUAGCCCUCGAGGCGCUCUUCUGGAUCUACUGUGUCUGCACCUUGCUCGUCGCCAUCAUACAAUACUCAUUUGUCUUCUCAUCCCACAAGUACGGCCUUCAAACCAUGAUGCCUUCAUGGAUCCUCCCAGCCUUCCCCAUCAUGCUCAGCGGCACUAUCGCCUCCGUCAUCGCUGAACAACAGCCCGCUCGUGCUGCCCUCCCCAUCAUCGGCGCCGGCGUCACCUUCCAGGGCCUCGGCUUCUCCAUCAGCUUCAUGAUGUACGCCCACUACAUCGGCCGACUGAUGGAGUCCGGCCUGCCCCACAGCGACCACCGACCAGGCAUGUUCAUCUGUGUUGGACCACCCGCUUUCACAGCCCUAGCCCUCGUCGGCAUGACCAAAGGCCUCCCCGAAGACUUCAAGCUGCUACACGAUGCCCACGCCCUGGAAGACGGACGCAUUAUCGAGCUGCUGGCCAUCUCGACUGGCGUCUUCCUCUGGGCCCUGAGCCUCUGGUUCUUCUGCAUCGCCAUCGUCGCCGUCAUCCGGUCGCCCCCGAAGGCCUUCCAUCUCAUUGGCGUCGGAGCCGCCAUGUCCAUCUGCAUCGUGUGCAUGUACAUCUUCGUCCUCAUCAACAACGUCCGCGCCGUCAUCCGGAAGGACAUCAUGUACCCAGGCAAAGAUGAGGAUGUGUCUGACUAG